AUGAUCUUGCUGCUCUUGAGCGUGCUGGUGGUGCCCUGUGCUGGGGGUCACACUCUGGACACCCCACACUUUCCACAGGAGCUGCCUCCAGAACUCUCAAAAAACAUCAAUAUCACAUUCUUCAAUGGGAUGUUUAAAAAUGGGGAAAAUGUAGCCGAAAUUUUUGACUGUCUGGGCGCCCACUUCACCUGGCUGCAGGCCGUCUUCACCAACUUCCCCAUGCUGCUCCACUUUGUGAAUGGUAUGAAGUGCGUGGCUGGUAUCUGCCCCCGGGACUUUGAAGACUAUGGCUGCGCCUGCAGGUUCGAGAUGGAAGGACUGCCCGUGGAUGAACCUGACAGCUGUUGCUUCCAGCACCGCAGGUGCUACGAGGAGGCCGCUGACAUGGACUGUCUACAGGACCCUGCCAAGCUCAGCACAGGCGUCGACUGUGUCAACAAGAAGAUCACAUGCGAGUCUAAGGAUCCUUGUGAGCACCUGCUGUGCACCUGUGACAAGGCGGCCAUCGAGUGUUUGGCUCCGACCAGCAUCAACUCUUCCCUGAACCUUCUGGACAGCUCCUUCUGCCUGACUCAGGCUCCAGAGGCAACCAGCAGGGAAGAGCUGAUGACACUUCUGCCAAGAGUGGUUCCUGGGGAGCCCACAGAAACCAGCCUGACAGCCCUCUCAGGAGAAGUGGCUACAGAGACCAAGGCUGAUGGACUGACCAGUCCCUCCAGGACAAAAUUAGGCCAAGAUGAGGAAGGGGCGGAAGCUGCCAGGACCACGGCCCCUCCAGGAUCUGCAGAGAUUGUUGCCACAGCUAAAGGGGUAACCCUUGUCCCUGUUGGUGUUAAAUCUUUGGGGCCGGUGGUGUCAUCUGCUCAAAGUGGCCCUGAGGAGACAGCUGGAAAAGCCUGUGACAGAUUCACCUUCCUGCGCCUGGGAAGUGGGGACAACAUGCAGGUGAUGCCUCAGCUUGGAGAGAUGCUCUUUUGUCUCACGUCCCGGUGCCCCGAGGAGUUUGAAUCUUAUGGCUGUUACUGUGGACAGGAAGGAAGAGGUGAGCCAAGGGAUGCCCUGGACAGGUGCUGCGUGUCUCAUCACUGCUGCCUGGAGCAAGUGAGGAGGCUGGGCUGCCUGCUGGAGAGGCUACCUCGCUCGCCGGUGGUGUGUGUGGACCGCGUACCCAAAUGUGGAGGGCAGAGCCUGUGCCAGAAGCUGCUCUGUACCUGUGACCAGACAGCAGCCGAGUGCAUGGCCUCUGCCUCCUUCAAUCAAAGCCUCAAGUCCCCGGGUGGACAGGAAUGCCCUGGGGGGCCAGUGGCCUGUGAGGACGGCCUGCGUCCGGGGUCCUCGGCGCCUUCCCUGGGCUCCAGCUCGGAGGAGAACAGUGAGGAGGCCCCGCCCCGUGCAGAGGGCCACAGGAGAGCCAGAAGGUUCCUACGGAAGUCAUUCAGUUCUCUGGGGAUCAAGCCCCUCCGUGGAAGACAGACUCCCAAGGCCAAUGGCAAGCACACCUAG
This is a messenger RNA of Otolemur garnettii (small-eared galago), 1503 nucleotides long. It is a transcript of the gene OC90, whose product is annotated as otoconin 90. Bases 1 to 1503 code for a protein of 500 amino acids. The record is from RefSeq and is a predicted model, not a curated record. The transcript has 14 exons. NCBI's taxonomy places the organism in Eukaryota, Metazoa, Chordata, Mammalia, Primates, Galagidae. Gene Ontology annotation, biological process: phospholipid metabolic process; arachidonate secretion; lipid catabolic process. Gene Ontology annotation, cellular component: extracellular matrix. Gene Ontology annotation, molecular function: phospholipid binding; calcium ion binding.